CCCAGGACACCAAGCGCUCGGAGCCGCCGUUACGUAACCGGCACCCAGAGCCUCCGAAGACCGGAAGGCCCCGCUCAGGCCCCGGCCCCGCCCCGGCCCGGCCGGGCAGCCGGUAGGUGCCGUGCGCAACCCUCCGGAAGCUGCCGCCCCUUUCCCCUUUUAUGGGAAUCCUUUUUAAAAAAUAAGAGUUCGCUGACGCCACCCCGUAGGACUGGCCGCCCUAAAACCGUGAUAAAGGAGCUGCUCGCCACUUCUCACUUCCGCUUCCUUCCAGUAAGGCGUCGGGGUCUUCCCCAGUUUUCUUAGCCAGGCGGCGGCGGCGACUGGCGAUGUUCGGCCUCAAAAGAAACGCGGUAAUCGGACUCAACCUCUACUGUGGGGGGGCCGGCUUGGGUGCUGGCAGCGGCGGCGCCACCCCUCCGGGAGGGCGGCUUUUGGCUACGGAGAAGGAGGCCUCGGCCCGGCGAGAGAUAGGGGGAGGGGAGGCCGGCGCGGUGAUUGGCGGAAGCGCCGGCGCAAGCCCCCCGUCCACCCUCACGCCAGACUCCCGGAGGGUCGCGCGGCCGCCGCCCAUUGGCGCCGAGGUCCCCGACGUCACCGCGACCCCCGCGAGGCUGUUUUUCUUCGCGCCCACCCGCCGCGCGGCGCCGCUUGAGGAGAUGGAAGCCCCGGCCGCCGACGCCAUCAUGUCGCCCGAAGAGGAGCUGGACGGGUACGAGCCGGAGCCUCUCGGGAAGCGGCCGGCUGUCCUGCCUCUGCUGGAGUUGGUCGGGGAAUCUGGUAAUAACACCAGUACGGACGGGUCACUACCCUCGACGCCGCCGCCAGCAGAGGAGGAGGAGGACGAGUUGUACCGGCAGUCGCUGGAGAUUAUCUCUCGGUACCUUCGGGAGCAGGCCACCGGCGCCAAGGACACAAAGCCAUUGGGCAGGUCUGGGGCCACCUGCAGGAAGGCUCUGGAGACCUUACGACGGGUUGGGGAUGGCGUGCAGCGCAACCACGAGACGGCCUUCCAAGGCAUGCUUCGGAAACUGGACAUCAAAAACGAAGACGAUGUGAAAUCGUUGUCUCGAGUGAUGGUCCAUGUUUUCAGCGACGGCGUAACAAACUGGGGCAGGAUUGUGACUCUCAUUUCUUUUGGUGCCUUUGUGGCUAAACACUUGAAGACCAUAAACCAAGAAAGCUGCAUCGAACCAUUAGCAGAAAGUAUCACAGACGUUCUCGUAAGGACAAAACGGGACUGGCUAGUUAAACAAAGAGGCUGGGAUGGGUUUGUGGAGUUCUUCCAUGUAGAGGACCUAGAAGGAGGCAUCAGAAAUGUGCUGCUGGCUUUUGCAGGUGUUGCUGGAGUAGGAGCUGGUUUGGCAUAUCUAAUAAGAUAGCCUUACUGUAAGUGCAAUAGUUGACUUUUAACCAACCACCACCACCACCAAAACCAGUUUAUGCAGUUGGACCCCAAGCUGUAACUUCCUAGAGUUGCACCCUAGCAACCUAGCCAGAAAAGCAAGUGGCAAGAGGAUUAUGGCCAACAAGAAUAAAUACAUGGGAAAGUGCUCCCCAUUGAUUGAAGAGUCACUGUCUGAAAGAAGCAAAGUUCAGUUUCAGCAACAAACAAACUUCAUUUGGGAAGCUAUGGAGGAGGACUUUUAGAUUUAGUGAAGAUGGUAGGGUGGAAAGACUUAAUUUCCUUGUUGAGAACAGGAAAGUGGCCAGUAGCCAGGCAAGUCAUAGAAUUGAUUACCCGCCGAAUUCAUUAAUUUACUGUAGUGUUAAGAGAAGCACUAACAAUGCCAGUGACCUGUGUAAAAGCUACAAGUAAUAGAACUAUGACUGUAAGCCUCAGUACUGUACAAGGGAAGCUUUUCCUCUCUAUAAUUAGCUUUCCCAGUAUACUUCUUGAAAUAGAAAGUCCAAGUGUUCAGGACUUUUAUACCUGUUAUACUUUGGCUUGGUUUCCAUGAUUCUUUCUUUAUUAGCCUAGUGUAUCGCCAAUAAUACUUGACGGAAGGCUCAGUAAUUAGUUAUGAAUAUGGAUAUCCUCAAUUCUUAAGACAAACAACUUGUAAAUGUAUUUGUAAAAAUUGUAUAUGUUUUUACAGAAAGUCUAUUUCUUUGAAACGAAGGGAGUAUCAAAUUUACAUUAGUUUUUUUCAUACCCUUUUGAACUUUGCAACUUCCGUAAUUAGGAACCUGUUUCUUACAGCUUUUCUAUGCUAAACUUUGUUCUGUUCAGUUCUAGAGUGUAUACAGAACGAAUUGAUGUGUAACUGUAUGCAGACUGGUUGUAGUGGAACAAAUCUGAUUGAUAAACUAUGCAGGUUUAAAUUUUAUCUGAUUUUGGUAAGUAUUCCUUAGAUAGGUUUUUCUUUGAAAAUCUGGGAUUGAGAGGUUGAUGAAUGGAAAUUCUUUCACUUCAUUAUAUGCAAGUUUUCAAUAAUUAGGUCUAAGUGGAGUUUUAAGGUUACUGAUGACUUACAAAUAAUGGGCUCUGAUUGGGCAAUACUCAUUUGAGUUCCUUCCAUUUGACCUAAUUUAACUGGUGAAAUUUAAACUGAAUUCAUGAGCUCAUCUUUAAAGCUUUUACUAAAAGAUUUUCAGCUGUUCCAAAUGGAACUCAUUAGCUAUGUGCAUAUAAAAAGAUCACAUCAGGUGGAUGGAGAGACAUUUGAUCCCUUGUUUGCUUAAUAAAUUGUAAAAUGAUGGCUUGGAAAAGCAGGCUAGUCUAACCAUGGUGCUAUUAUUAGGCUUGCUUGUUACACGCACAGGUCUAAGCCUAGUAUGUCAAUAAAACAAAUACUUACUGUUUUGUUUCUAUUAAUGAUUCCCAAACCUUGUUUCAAAUUUUUGCAUUGGCAUCUUUGGAUUUCAGUCUUGAUGUUUGUUCUGUCAGACUUACCUUUUAUUUCCUGUCCUUCCUUGAAAUUGCUGCUUGUUCUGCUCCCUCUACAGAUAUUUAUAUCAAUUCCUACAGCUUUCCCCUGCCAUCCCGGAACUCUUUCUAGCCCUUUUAGAUUUUGGCACUGUGAAACCCCUGCUGGAAACCUGAGUGACCCUCCCUCCCCACCAAGAGUCCACAGACCUUUCAUCUUCCAUGAACUUUAUGCUGUUAGCAGGUGGUAAUACCAUGGGUGCCGUGACACCAACAGUCAUUGCUUUAUCCUGUCUUUGGGGGAAAUGUGUCAAAAGUCCCCUCAGGAAUUUUCAGAGGAAGAAACAUUUUAUGAGGCUUUCUCUAAAGUUUCCUUUGUAUAUGAGUGUGCUCACUUAAAUUUACAGAAAGAGGUGAGCUGUGUUAAACCUCAGAGUUUAAAAGCUACUGAUAAACUGAAGAAAGUGUCUGUAUUGGAACUAGGGUCAUUUGAAAGCUUCAAUCUUGGAACAUGACCUUUAGUCUGUGGACUCCAUUUAAAAAUAGGUAUGAAUAAGAUGACUAAGAAUGUAAUGGGGAAGAAUUGCCCUGCCUGCCCAUCUCAGAGCCAUAAGGUCAUCUUUGCUAGAGCUAUUUUUACCUAUGUAUUUAUCGUUCUUGAUCGUAAGCCACUUAUUUAUAUCAUGUAUCUCUAAGGACCUAAAAGCACUUUAUGUAGUUUUUAAUUAAUCUUAAGAUCUGGUUAUGGUAACUAAAAAAGCCUGUCUCCCAAAUCCAGUGGAAACAAGUGCAUAGAUGUGAAUUGGUUUUUAGGGGCCCCACUUCCCAAUUCAUUAGGUAUGACUGUGGAAGUACAGACAAGGAUCUUAGUUGAUAUUUUGGGCUUGGGGCAGUGAGGGCUUAGGUCACCCCAAGUGGUUUGGGAAAGGAGGAGGGGAGUGGUGGGUUUAUAGGGAGAGGAGGAGGCAGGUGGUCUAAGUGCUGACUGGCUACAUAGUUCGGGCAAAUCCUCCAAAAGGGAAAGGGAGGAGUUGCUUAGAAGGAUGGCGCUCUCAGUGACUACUUUUUGACUUCUGUUUGUCUUACGCUUCUCUCAGGGAAAAACAUGCAGUCCUCUAGUGUUCAUGUACGUUCUGUGGGGGGUGAACACCUUGGUUCUGGUUAAACAGCUGUACUUUUGAUAGCUGUGCCAGGAAGGGUUAGGACCAACUACAAAUUAAUGUUGGUUGUCAAAUGUAGUGUGUUUCCCUAACUUCCUGUUUUUCCUGAGAAAAAAAAAUAAAUCUUUUAUUCAAA
This is a messenger RNA of Pongo pygmaeus (Bornean orangutan), 4165 nucleotides long. It is a transcript of the gene MCL1, whose product is annotated as MCL1 apoptosis regulator, BCL2 family member. The record is from RefSeq and is a predicted model, not a curated record. Bases 330 to 1382 code for a protein of 350 amino acids. Gene Ontology annotation, cellular component: mitochondrial outer membrane. The transcript has 3 exons. NCBI's taxonomy places the organism in Eukaryota, Metazoa, Chordata, Mammalia, Primates, Hominidae. Gene Ontology annotation, molecular function: BH domain binding; channel activity. Gene Ontology annotation, biological process: extrinsic apoptotic signaling pathway in absence of ligand; intrinsic apoptotic signaling pathway in response to DNA damage; mitochondrial fusion.